Messenger RNA from Thunnus maccoyii (southern bluefin tuna), 3334 nucleotides. It is a transcript of the gene parm1, whose product is annotated as prostate androgen-regulated mucin-like protein 1. Gene Ontology annotation, cellular component: Golgi apparatus; plasma membrane; early endosome. The record is from RefSeq and is a predicted model, not a curated record. Bases 113 to 1150 code for a protein of 345 amino acids. The transcript is spliced from 4 exons. Lineage: Eukaryota; Metazoa; Chordata; Actinopteri; Scombriformes; Scombridae.
AGUCACCUACAGUCAACGGCAGCCAGACACACUACAGCUGUCUACAGGGAGCGGAGAGCGCAGAGCUGCAGCUACACAAGUGUUUCUGGAGACUCUACAGCACAGGCACACGAUGAUGAGGGUCAGCCUGCAAACUCUGACAACAUGUCUACUAUUGUGCUGUGCAAUAACAGAACUGACAGCAGAGGCACCCAACACACUAACAUCAUCCUCCUCAACAACAGAACGACCCCUCCAGCCCACAACUGUGAAGAGUCCAACGCAGCCAAACAACAAAACAACUUCCACCUCUGCAGUUACACAAAACACGCAAGCGACAGCCAGCACUGAGGACAAAACUACAGACUCAACAGCUUCAUCACAAACUGAAACCCUCUCCACAUCUAUCACUUAUCAGACCCAGGACCCUACAUCAGAGCUUUACUCAACAACUUCAACCAAUGCAACAUCAACCACCACUCCCAGCACUGACCCAACCGACACCACCACCCCCAACAACAACAACAGCACUGACCCAACCGACACCACCAUCCCUGACACCACCAACUACAUCAGCAGCACUGCCCAAACCACCGCCACCCCCAACACCACCAGCAACAACAACAGCACUGACCCAACCAGCACCACCAUCCCCGUCACCACCAGCGACAUCGGCAGCACUGCCCAAACCACCGCCACCCCCAACACCACCAGCAACAACAACAGCACUGACCCAACCAGCACCACCAUCCCCGUCACCACCAGCGACAACAACAGCACUGACCCAACCGACACCACCACCCCCCCCAACACCAGCACCACCUCCAGCACUGCCCAAACCAAAACCACCAUCCCCCCCAACACCAGCACCAUCUCCAGCACUGCCCAAACCAAAACCACCAGCACCACCACCCCCCAAACCAGCAGCACCACCCCUACAGCCACCAAGACCACCACCAGUACCGCCUUAACAACCACACUGGUACAUGAGGCACAGGAGUCCAAGGCUCUGAGUUCAGGACGUAUUGCAGCCAUUGUAAGUGUGGUCAUCCUAACUGCCAUUGUGGUGUUAGGUGGGCUGUACUACUACAGGUUCAGACGUACAUCCUAUGGUCGUCUCCUGGAUAACACUGACCUCGACACUUUCACCAACCCCAUGUAUGACCCUUAGGUCUUAACUUUGGACCUCCAACACCAGAGAUGACCCCAAAAACCAAAAGACCUCAAGUCUGCAGAAAGAGCCAUUCUGCUCAGAGUGUGUUUAAAGUGUGGGUAAUUAGUUCAGGACUGUCAGAUUAUAUAACUGUGACAGGUAGCCUGAUAGCUUGAUUGCACUCAGUUGCAAAAUGCAAAGCAAAUGUAACUUUUUUCUUUCUUUCUUUUUCUUCUUCUGUACAAGCUGCUUAGAAAAGAUGAAAGCAGAUACAAUUGCAGUUUUUACUCAGGUUGCCUUUCAAUCCAGAUCAUGAACCUCACUGGAUAUUUUUAGAAAAAGGAGUGGAUUAUGGGAACAAGGUGUUUUUACAGUGGAAAAAAAGGUUAAAAGUAUGACCAAAACUUAACCCUAAGCCUUUGUAAAAAAGGAAAAAAAGACUUGUGUGACCACAAAGUGCAAAUAAUUUACAGUAGAUUAACAUCAUGACUGAAAAGUUCACUUUUUUUUAAUAAUGGUUUGUUUUUAUAGGCACCUGCUGAGAUACUACUUCCUUACUUAAACUAUGAAAUAUCACAUUUUCAGUUAUCAACCUAAAUGUAGCUGGCAGUCUGGCAAUACAGAGUCUAUUAUCAACACUAUGGCACUUAGAAAGCACUCAUCUACAAAUUUCCUGCCUUUAAGUAUCCUUUAAGCUUCAGUACAUCGGGCGGAGGUAGAGAAUUAGCCAUAUGUAGUCAGACAAAAUGGAGAUCCUGAACAGGUUUGUGAUGGCACAUAACUGUUGUGGUAUUUCCUGUAUGGUUUGAUAGAACAGUGAGUGAUGCACUGAAAGAAAAUGAGAAUGAAGGAAUAGCAAUAAAAAUUUUAAGGAGGAAGACAAAUAGGAAGGAAAAGAUAUUAAAAUAGAAACCAAGAACAAAACUAUAUUGCAUUUUCAAUUUUCAGUUGGAACUUGACAGUAGACAUUUUAUUUGCAUUUUUGAGCAGAAAAGUGAGAACUAAGGCUUGCUUUCAUACAUAUGUUUACAAGGCAAAGGCAUUUUGGACAUUUUGAAGUGACACAGAGGGGCAGUGUUACUGUUUGUUAGCAGCUCCAACAAAACAGAAAGGAGACUAAUUUGAGGAAAAUGUCUGAGGUUCUUUUCAUUUGCUUUCAAAUUAAGUCUGUAAAAGUGUAUUUUUCCCAUCUAAGGCUUUGCAUAAUCUGUUUUCUUUAAGAAAUGUCUUUUGCAUAUAUCAAAUUGAAUGGUGCAGAGGUUAGGAGAAAUCUGUUUUCUAGUUCUUGUAUUCAUCCUGCCAAAAGCACUGGAUCCCCACCUGCUCCAAGUGCUGGUCUGCACCUUUGACCUUCCUGUAGAGGAACCAAAACAAAACAUUUCCUCACAGCAAACAUUUCAGAACAAAGCUGCUCUAAAUCCAAUUGGAACUUUUGGAAAAACUCCAUUAGGUCAAAUGUGGUCGUAAUAGUAUGUGGUGUAUGAAAAACUGUCAAUGACCAAUUUUAACCACGAUUUAUGAGUGAGUUUUUUAUGGUUGAAUAUUAUCUGUGUGGAGUUUGUUUGGGUUUGUGUGUAAUUUCGCUGUGCUUUGCAGCUCAGGCUGUACAUUUGACUCAGUCAGUAUUUACAGUACUGUUUGUUUGCAUUCAGGUGAAGAAUUAACAACAGUUUUUAUGCUUUUGACUAAAUUUUAUUGUAUAAUAUGAUUACUGUAUUACAUUUUUUUGUGAAUUAAAAGUGAAAAGAAAAAUGUGAGUUCCUAUGAAGAUCAUUUGCAGGAAACUCAGAUAACAAUGAUAAAAAAAUGGCAUAUGACACUGGGCAUUGGGUUUAGGCUCUAUGUGGGGUUGCUAGAAAUGCAGAUAGGGUCAUGGAAUACUUCUGAAACUGUUGGAUUUUCUAAAUAAAUGUAAUGAUAUAACAAUUGACAUAUUAAUUAAAACCAAAAGGGUUUAUCCUCUGGGGAGCAGGGAUGUAGUCAGUGAAGUCCAUUAUAUCCAGUCCAUUAGAUUUGAUAUUUCAGGGGAACAAGUGUAACAGAGUAGCACAAAAUAAAAGGUUAUAGGUCACAAAAAACAUCAAGAUUUCUCCUCAGGGGACAGUGAAUACCCACAAAAAUGUAAUUAAAAUCUAAUUGAUAUUUGCCUUUGGACCAAAAGUAGUGCUGAGACAAUUAGCCUAUUGAUUAAUGAGUUAUACA